Molecule: messenger RNA, 1493 nt
Organism: Toxorhynchites rutilus septentrionalis
Lineage: Eukaryota; Metazoa; Arthropoda; Insecta; Diptera; Culicidae
Exons: 2
Coding region: 236-1492 (418 amino acids)
Source: RefSeq, a predicted model, not a curated record
GUUGUUAUAUUUAGUUAGGACCGUAAAUCGCAUACAAUUUAUUAAUAGAACUUAUUUGUUGAAGAUUUAAUUAUUGUUUUAUUUUUAUUUUUUUGCACGAAAUGUUUUGAGUUCCUGUUCAAGCAAGUUGACGCCUGCAAAACAGCGAAUCCUGAGAAGCGUAGGAUGAAGCAACACAAUUGAUAUUUGAUAUGCAAGACUACAACGAGGGACGUAUGAAAAUGGACAAACCUGGAUGCUUUAUGAUUUUUUUUAUGAGUUAGCGCUCAACUUCCGAGUUGAACAGACGCGUUUUGUUUCUGCUAUCAUCUACGGAAGUCCUUCGCCGGCUAUAUAUAAUACGAAAGUUGCGAGAGUUUUCGUGUGCUAUCGCGAGCCGAUGUCCGCGAUGAAACGCCGCGAAAACACAUUUCGCAUUGAUUAUGCGAAUGUGCCGAAAAAACCAUCGUCCGAGGAGGUUCACCGUUUUGUUGGUGAGACGCUCGCUAUGAAGCGUGAGGAUAUAAAGCGGAUUCAAUACAGCCGCAACCUCGGAAUCGCUUUUAUCAAAACUACUUCUCUUGAAGUUGCACGAAAAGUCGUCGAGGAAAACGACAAUACUCACGAAAUUAAGGUGAACGGAAAGUCAUACGUUCUACGUCUGAAAAUGGAGGAUGGAGCGGUGGAAGUGAGGAUCUACAAUCAUUCCGAAGAUGUAUCCAACCAAAAGAUCGAUAAAUUUCUCAGUGCUUACGGAGAGGUUCUAACCAUUCGAGAGGAGGUAUGGAACGAGAAGCAUUUUUUCUCUGGUCUACCGACCGGUGUCCGCAUCUUGAGGAUGACGGUCAAAAAAAAUAUUCCAUCUUACGUCACCAUUGAUGGUGAAACGACACUUUUAUCGUACUACGGCCAGCAACAGACUUGCCGACAUUGCAGUGAAUUCAUUCACAACGGCGUCUCGUGUGUGCAAAACAAGAAGUUGCUGGUCCAAAAACUGGCAGCGAACAGCUUCUCAUACGCAGACGUUGCUAAGAAUACAAAUCCUCCACGUACGAAACCACUUGCUCAGCAAUCCCGAGCUGCGAAGCCGAGCGGCUCAAAAGCAGCCGAAAUACCAAAAGCGAUACCAAUAGAUACAGAAGCGUCUACAAGCAGCACAAUGCCUGCUCCUACUGUUCUAGUUCAGCUCGAGAGGUUCGAUGACUUCGCUAUACCAACGAACGUGCAACAGGAACACGAAAAUGAAAACGACACAUGGACAAAAGUUUUGCGCAAAUCAAUUUUACAAAGGAAAACAAACGGCAAUGAUACAGACUCAUCUACUUGUAGUAGACGCUCGACACGUAGUACCAAAAAAAUGCGUUGCGAUGAUGGCGAUGACCCGCAGGACAACGACCUCUCCUUAUUUAAGCAUCUUCACCAGCUACAAUAUUGCGACCAUAAACGUAAACACGACCACGAACACCACCAAAAUCAACGCAUUUCGAACAUUUAUCCGAACCAUGGAUCUUGAU